UAGAGAGAGGCGGAGGGGACUUUCGGUUCCGAUGCAUCGGAGGAUGUAGCUUUCGAAGACGACUCAUUUGGCUGGGUCUCUCUAGACGUAGACGAAGACGAAGGAAUCUCUGCCGGUGUGUAUUUGGCAGGGGCCUCUUUCUCGAGGUAUUCACGAAGGCUCGGAUCGAGCUUCUUUGUCGGAUCGUCACUGUUCGAACCACCCCAGAACCAGCCCAUUUCGAAUUAUGCAGGGAUCAAGAACAAUAUUCAAAAAAGGACAUUCGCACGUCUAACCACUCGAGGAUGCCAGGCGCAAUGGAUCGAGGAUGCUGCCAAAGAUCUCUCCAACGAUUGCGGAGAAAGUCGAGCUGUCGGUUUUCCAGCGGCGCCAAACCGCAUCGGGCGCAACUCGGCGUCCCGCAGCUCCUCCGUCUAUCGCGAAGCUUGCCCUGCGAGACAACUCGCGUCCGGCGCGUCAAGCUUUGCGAGCACUUCGCAUUGCAAACAUGGCUUCCAAUCGCGAGGAGCGCUUGCAGAUGCGCCAGCGCGGAGCCGGUACGCGCCAGAUAAAAGCAGUUGAUUUCGGCUUCUCUUUCGGAUUACCAGGGCCUGAGCCCGCGGAGCCUCCGCGACAGUCUCCGCGGGCUUCGACAAAUCUCCCGGUACCUCGCGUUUCACCGCGACGGAGCGCAACUCCAAAUAAGCAACCUACACCACCCUCACAACCACCAGAGGCAACGCCGUCUUCUGGAUCGCGUAGUUCUCAGAGAGACCACCCGAGAUCUUCGAGCUCACGGAAUCAUCUCCCAGAGAGGCCGUCCACGUUCGACCUCCCAUCAGACGACGUACCGGAACAGGGACGGAGCGCAAAACGAAGAAGAAUAAGUCCUCUAUCAGAGAAUGCGAAAACGACUUCGAACGCUAAACAAACAGACCGGGUCGACCCUCAGCCCGGAACCGUUUCGAGCGGAGAUGACGUGCAGUCGGAUACCGCAGCGAACCCAGGCUUAGCUGAAGAAUCUCCCACAAUUGCGAAAACAAAUUCUCGGAGACCUCGAGAUACUACGUCCGCAGAACGGGGCACAGAGCAGCAGGUCGAGCCGGUCUCCCAAGCUGCAAAUGGCACGAACGGCGUUGAUAAGGAUCAUGGUGACGAAGUGCAACCAGCAGACGCUGCUGAUCCGAGCAUAACAAAUACCAAAAGUCAGCGCAAGAAACGGGCUUCCACUGCCGAGAAUCGGAAAAGUGGACCUACAGUGGAGAGUGCUGCAGAUAUCAACAAUGCUGAGAGGAUUGAAGAGCCUGUGGAAGCUGCUCAACCAUCUCGAUCAUCAAGACGGUCAUUACAGAAGACAGUCGAACCGCAGGAGGUUUCAAGUCCUCAGGAGACUCGAAAGAGGGGAAGAACAGCUGCUAAAACGACAAGCAAUGCGCGCAAAGACACUGGGAAAGAGACAUCUCCUGCAGAAGAGAAUUCAAGACAACCGAAGAGGUCCAGAAAGUCCCUUGGAAAGCAACGUGAGAUCCCGGUAGAUGAUGAGAGAGUAGAGGAGCGGCAACAGGCAAAACCCGAAGAAGUUGAAGAGCAGGAAAAGAAUCAAACAUCGCGCCAGAAACGCACGAAGAAAGGGAAGCAGCGGAAAUCAAUCGGACGUCCUCCCACGAGGAACCGGUCUUCUACAGAGAGCGUACCAGAAGAACCAGAAGCCUCCCCUUCACGGCAACGACAGGAUAUCGACGAGGAAGAGCAAGUGGACCAACCACAAGCAGAAUCUUCUACUCGACGCGAAUCAUCAGCCACUAAGAAAGCGCCCAAGAAAGCGAAAGCACGCAAGGAGAAGGCCACCAGGACCGAGGAUGACGAUGAGGAGGGCAAAGCAGAGCCCACGACCAGAGAGAAGAGAACUCGCGGAGAGACCGUCCCUGUGACGGUUCAUCGCCUCGCCAACAUUGAAGCGCUCAGUGCUGUCCCAGACUCAUCAGAAUCUGCCGACGAGGCAGAAGAAUCCACCGUCAAAGACCUCUCCGGUCGUUCAGGCGUCAAUCCCGCCGACGUUCUCAGCCAGAUCUGCCGCGAGACCCUGGAUAAGACGCUAACGACGCUCAAGAACGGCAUCGCCAACGAAUCCAACCAGGCCCGACGAGCAGAAUGGACGCGGAAACGAAAAGCAGUAGAGGCCUUCGGCGCAGAGCUUGAGGGACGACUCUUCGAAAUGAGCGAGAUGCUAGAUAGCAAUUUCUCCCUCAGCGCACAGUUAAAGAAAGCCAAGCGCAAAAUGGCAGAUAUGCGUAGCCGUCUUCUACAUAUCCGUCGACAACGAGAGGAGGUUGCGCUGCGAAUGGACGAGGUUCGGAGGAAACAUACGGAAGAUGAGAAUGCGAAAAUGGCUCGAAACGCAAUCAACAACUCCCUCCAUAGUCUCGAACUCGCCAUCGACCGCAACAAAGCUCGCAACGACCGCCCAUCCGACGACGACGAGCCUACGACAGCCGGUCUAGAAUUCAUGCUCCGCACCGUCGCAGAGAACGUCAGCUCCGCCGCGCCCGGUUCACAGGGUGGACUACUCAAUCAGAUCAAAUCCUUCAACGCGCAGCUCGAACGGGCAGCUAAGAAACUAGAAAGGAUGAUAUGAGCAAUCAGUUACCCUUAUAACCAGACUUUCUGCCUUUCCUUUCCUUUCCAGUACGGAACGGUGCUAUCUUAACCCUUGACCUCUUUUUUACGAAACAAGUUAUCAAUAACCCCACCCUUCAUAGUAUUGUUUAUUUGCCAUUAGUCCUCGCCGCGUGUACAAGUGCUAUAUACCAUU
Molecule: messenger RNA, 2791 nt
Organism: Paecilomyces variotii
Lineage: Eukaryota; Fungi; Ascomycota; Eurotiomycetes; Eurotiales; Thermoascaceae
Exons: 5
Coding region: 308-2614 (768 amino acids)
Source: RefSeq, a predicted model, not a curated record